This is a messenger RNA of Trypanosoma cruzi, 671 nucleotides long. RefSeq lists its product as uncharacterized. The annotation marks the transcript as partial. NCBI's taxonomy places the organism in Eukaryota, Euglenozoa, Kinetoplastea, Trypanosomatida, Trypanosomatidae. The transcript has a single exon. The record is from RefSeq and is a predicted model, not a curated record.
AUGAACGGAGAGGUUUCGGUGGAACGAAAGUUCAGCCCUUCGCAGCCCGGCUACGGCAGUGAGGGAUGCCGUCAGUCAAUGGGAACAACAACAAACAACGGCGCCCGCCGCUUCUCGGCGACGGAGCUGGGCCGGACGGUAGGCAUGCCGUACUCCUUCGACACCAUGCGGUACCUGAAGGACGUGAUGCGGAGGCGGGAGGAUAUCCACACGAUGCGGGUGAUGCCCAAGACGCACCUUCUAGCCCAGUUGGUGCUGCUUGAGCAGUCGGGACGGGAGAUGCUUAUCCACCAAGAGCGAUUUUGCCGUCAGCAGAUUGCGCACAAGCGUGAUGAUGAGCGGUCAAAGCGGGAGGAGCAGCGCCUACAGCAGAAAAACCGUGAUCGUUUGGAGGAGAUGAAGAGAAAGCAGGUGGAGGAGCUAGCCGCAUUAAAGGAAGGGGUGACCUCCUUCCAGAGGCAGAUUGACGCCGAGGUGAAGGAGAAGCUGCGCAUUGUGUGUAUGCUGCAGCCCCGCAUGAAUGUUGCCGCCGCUGUCCUUGCUGAAGUGAAGAACGAGGCAUCCCCUUUUCUGCUGCUGCCGGAGCUCAUGGAGGAGGAAAAGCGCGUGGCGAAGGCACUUAAGGCGGACAGUCGCCAUAGCAAGAGCUCCGUUGACUGUGGGGCCGUGCC